Arvicanthis niloticus (Nile rat) is the source of this 4755-nucleotide messenger RNA. RefSeq names its product EPH receptor A8 (gene Epha8). The record is from RefSeq and is a predicted model, not a curated record. Gene Ontology annotation, cellular component: dendrite; plasma membrane. Lineage: Eukaryota; Metazoa; Chordata; Mammalia; Rodentia; Muridae. Gene Ontology annotation, molecular function: ATP binding; transmembrane-ephrin receptor activity; protein binding. Gene Ontology annotation, biological process: ephrin receptor signaling pathway; protein phosphorylation; axon guidance.
GUGCCCGCGUGCGGCUGAGCCGCGUGUGCGCCGGCCGGGGUGCGGGAGAGGCAGGAGCGCGCCACGCGCGGCCGCCGGGCCGAGCCCGAGGAGCGCGGCGCCGCCCGGCCAUGGCCCCCGCCCGGGCCAGCCUGUCCCCCGCUCUCUGGGUCGUCACGGCUGCGGCGGCGGCCACCUGCGUGUCCGCGGGGCGCGGCGAAGUGAACUUGUUGGACACAUCAACCAUCCACGGAGACUGGGGCUGGCUCACGUAUCCCGCUCACGGGUGGGACUCCAUCAACGAGGUGGACGAGUCCUUCCGGCCCAUCCACACGUACCAAGUGUGCAACGUCAUGAGUCCCAACCAGAACAACUGGCUGCGCACAAGCUGGGUGCCCCGUGACGGCGCCAGGCGUGUCUACGCCGAGAUCAAAUUCACCCUACGUGACUGCAAUAGCAUCCCCGGGGUGCUGGGCACCUGCAAGGAGACCUUCAACCUUCACUACCUGGAGUCUGACCGGGACCUCGGAGCCAGCACACAAGAGAGCCAGUUCCUCAAGAUUGACACCAUUGCAGCAGAUGAGAGCUUCACAGGCGCAGACCUGGGUGUGCGGAGGCUCAAGCUGAACACGGAGGUGCGUGGCGUGGGCCCGCUCAGCAAGCGCGGCUUCUACCUGGCCUUCCAGGACAUCGGUGCCUGCCUCGCCAUCCUCUCACUCCGAAUCUACUACAAGAAGUGCCCCGCCAUGGUCCGAAACCUGGCGGCCUUCUCGGAGGCGGUAACUGGGGCCGACUCAUCCUCACUGGUAGAGGUUCGAGGCCAGUGUGUGCGGCACUCAGAGGAGCGUGACACACCCAAGAUGUACUGCAGUGCCGAGGGUGAAUGGCUGGUGCCCAUCGGCAAAUGCGUGUGCAGUGCUGGUUAUGAGGAGCGGCGGGAUGCCUGUAUGGCCUGUGAACUGGGAUUCUACAAGUCAGCCCCGGGGGACCAGCUGUGUGCCCGAUGCCCACCCCACAGCCAUUCUGCUACCCCUGCGGCCCAGACCUGCCGUUGUGACCUCAGCUACUACCGUGCAGCUUUGGACCCACCAUCGGCAGCCUGCACCCGGCCACCCUCAGCACCAGUGAACCUGAUCUCCAGCGUGAAUGGGACAUCUGUGACCCUGGAGUGGGCUCCUCCUCUGGACCCAGGUGGCCGCAGUGACAUCACCUACAAUGCAGUGUGCCGCCGCUGCCCCUGGGCCCUGAGCCACUGUGAGGCUUGUGGGAGCGGAACUCGCUUUAUCCCACAGCAGACGAGCCUGGUACAGGCCAGCCUGCUGGUGGCCAACCUGCUCGCCCACAUGAACUACUCCUUCUGGAUCGAGGCCGUCAAUGGCGUCUCCAACCUGAGCCCCGAGCCCCGCAGCGCCGCUGUGGUCAACAUCACCACGAACCAGGCAGCCCCGUCCCAGGUGGUGGUGAUCCGGCAGGAGCGGGCUGGGCAGACCAGCGUGUCACUCCUGUGGCAGGAGCCGGAGCAGCCCAACGGCAUCAUACUGGAAUACGAGAUCAAGUACUACGAGAAGGGUAAGGAGAUGCAAAGCUACUCUACCCUCAAGGCUGUCACCACCCGCGCCACCGUGUCAGGCCUCAAACCAGGCACUCGCUACGUGUUCCAGGUCCGAGCCCGCACUUCAGCAGGCUGUGGCCGCUUCAGCCAGGCCAUGGAGGUGGAGACCGGGAAACCCAGACCCCGCUAUGACACUCGGACCAUCGUCUGGAUCUGCCUGACACUCAUCACAGGCCUGGUGGUGCUCCUCCUGCUUCUCAUCUGCAAGAAGAGGCACUGCGGCUACAGCAAGGCUUUUCAGGACUCGGAUGAAGAGAAGAUGCAUUACCAGAAUGGACAGGCACCCCCACCUGUCUUCUUGCCUUUGAACCACCCCCCGGGGAAGUUUCCAGAAACCCAGUUCUCUGCAGAGCCCCACACCUAUGAGGACCCAGGACGGGCAGGCCGAAGCUUUACCCGAGAGAUCGAGGCAUCCAGGAUCCACAUUGAGAAGAUCAUUGGCUCGGGGGAGUCAGGAGAAGUGUGCUAUGGGAGGCUGCAGGUGCCAGGACAGCGGGACGUGCCUGUGGCCAUCAAGGCUCUCAAAGCUGGCUACACGGAGAGACAGCGACAAGACUUCUUGAGUGAGGCAGCCAUCAUGGGCCAGUUUGAUCACCCUAACAUCAUCCGCCUUGAGGGUGUGGUCACCCGUGGCCGCCUGGCAAUGAUUGUGACUGAGUACAUGGAAAAUGGCUCACUGGACGCCUUCCUCAGGACCCACGAUGGGCAGUUCACCAUCGUGCAGCUAGUGAGCAUGCUCAGAGGGGUGGGCGCUGGCAUGCGCUACCUCUCAGACCUGGGCUACAUUCACCGUGACCUGGCCGCCCGCAAUGUCCUGGUAGAUGGCCGUCUGGUGUGCAAGGUGUCAGACUUUGGGCUCUCAAGGGCUCUGGAGGACGACCCUGAAGCUGCCUACACCACUGCGGGAGGAAAGAUCCCCAUUCGAUGGACAGCACCAGAGGCCAUUGCCUUCCGCACUUUCUCCUCAGCCAGUGAUGUGUGGAGCUUUGGUGUGGUCAUGUGGGAGGUGCUGGCCUAUGGUGAACGGCCCUACUGGAACAUGACCAACCAGGAUGUCAUCAGCUCUGUGGAGGAGGGCUAUAGGCUUCCAGCGCCCAUGGGUUGCCCACGUGCUCUACACCAACUUAUGCUGGACUGCUGGCACAAAGACCGUACCCAGCGGCCUCGCUUCUCUCAUGUCGUGAGCGUUCUGGAUGCCCUGGUCCACAGCCCAGAGAGCCUCAGGGCCACAGCCACAGUCAGCAGGUGCCCACCCCCUGCCUUCGCCAGGAGCUGCUUUGACCUCCGAGCAGGCGGAAGUGGGAAUGGGGACCUCACUGUGGGGGAUUGGCUGGACUCCAUCCGCAUGGGCCGGUACCGGGACCACUUUGCAGCUGGCGGGUACUCCUCCCUUGGCAUGGUGCUUCGCAUGAACGCCCAGGAUGUGCGUGCCCUUGGCAUCACCCUCAUGGGCCACCAGAAGAAGAUCCUUGGAAGCAUCCAGACCAUGAGGGCCCAGCUGAGCAGCACUCAGGGGCCCCGCCGGCACCUCUGACCCACGACCACUUGGCACUGGUCAUACCAAACUGUCAGGGGCUCCACAGGCCCCCCCCAGCAGUCAGGGUAGCCCAAGAGUUCUGCCACAGGACCUAGAGUGACAGGGGUCAGGCACCUGGGACAAGGACCUUGGUGCUCCAGGUAGAGAGGAUACCUGGCCUCUGGAGGCAGGCGCAGGAUCUUGUGUCUUCUAGAGCCUGGGGCCUCCAACACCAGAAGCAAACGGUGACAUCACUCACCUAGCUGGGUGCAUGCGUGCAUGCAUAGGGUUGAUGGUAUGGAUGUGCUCCACAAGGUCCUGGCAGCUGAUAGAAACAAUGUGUAAUGUCUCUGUUCCCCGUCAGGCCCCAGCACAGAUGUGUGCAGGUUACCAUGCGUGUGCUUAUCUACUAGGGCAGGAGCCACACGUGUGUGACCGCAGAUAACACUGUCACGAAUGAGGAGGCGUGACAGAGUCCAAGCAGGGGAUCUGAGCUGACACUGCCCAGUUCCCAGGACCUGUGGGGAUCAGACAGUGCCUGGAGGCUGGAGCCCAGGCUGCUUCCGAAUCACACCAGCACCAGGCCUACCGUCCAGCCUGGGUGAACCCACCAUGGCUAUAUCUCAGGUCCGGGACUCCUCCAUACUUUGAGGGGGGCCAUCUGCAGCAUCUGCCUGGCUCCCCCUGCUACUCAACAGGAAAACAGGGUUCCUGGCCAGUCCCUCUGGCCACCUUCUGUAGAGGAUCACAGCAGAGCGUGAGAUGCCCUUGGUGGAGCGUGACUGCCUGGCCAUCCGCACUCAUGGCUGAGAUGCCUCUGCCCAGUGUCUCACUGCCCAUCCCUGCCACCCGUGUCCGUGCUGGGAACAGGAACAUGGAGCAGACUCUUAAGCCCCAACCCUACCCCUUCCUAUACCAGAUAGGUAUGCCCAGAGAAGAGGAUGCCUUGCCUGAGGUCACAUGACAACCAAAUUUCAGAGUUGGGGCCCUCUUUUCCCCCAGCCAUGGUCUGUUCUUCCCAAGCCCUGCCCCCAGACAGCUAGGAUGGGAGGGGCCUGGGAGGCUCACCACCACAGGCUGACAACCCCCUUACGGCCCACCAGGGUAUGUAAAUAUCUUCUUUUCUACCAUGUCAGAAUAUUUUUUUUCCUCACUCCUGACAAUGCAAAAAUGGUCUUCAAAGCACAUACAAAGCACCCUGGGUGAGAAAGCCCCAUCCUUAGGGAGGCAAGGCCCAAGGAGCCCCAGCCCAGAGGACAGGGCGGCCCCCUCCCCUGCCCAUCCCUGCCCACAGCCAGCACAGCACCCCGCGAGACACCAGCACUGAGCCCCCUCCCUUCUGCAAUAAUUCGGGGGCCUCAGCCCCACCCAGGUGCCGCGGCCAGCUCCUGCACUUCUAUAUAUUAUAGUACUAUGUAGCCGGGCUACCCUUCCUUCCUAUGGAAGUGGGAAACAUGGUCAGGACAAGAGGGUGGGGACACCUAGUCUACCACCCCACCCCACUCACCCAGUGUCUGGGCUUAGGCUCCUCAGGCAAGGCCCCUGGGGUUGGGUCCCCCUUGGGGCUCCUGGGGCCACACUGUGGUCCCCAUCCUGAGUCUGGAAUUACUUGUGAUGAGAAUAAAUUACUGUCUCAUCUUUGCCUGUG